CGUGAUGGACAUACAGAACGAGAAGCAUCAUGUUUUCAACAUCAGGUUGGCGAAUCUCACUGGUUUAUAUCAAAUUUUAGAUCCCGGAGCCUUAAAAUGUCGAGGUCGAAACGUAUAUCAAUUUUUCGUUGCGUUCAUUGCGUUGUACUUGUUAGUCAUAUCGAUGGUGUUGUUUGUCGACUGUUUGCAUUUAUCGACUUAUAAUAUGUCUACGAGCUUAUUGGACUUUUUGGUAACAACAAAUUCAUUUUACGCGUGCUACAAGAUGUGGAUUGUCAUUUACCGUUCGAACGAAAUAUGGGACUGUCUUUCAAUCACGCGGUAUGGUUUUACGUCGUUGGGCAACCGGAAGCUGACCGGACAUAACAUACUGGAUCAUUGGCGAGCGUGUUCGGUCUGGUACACCAGCUUGUUAGCCGUCGCGUAUUUUUUGACGAUGGUAAUGUACGUGGGAUGUCCUCUGGCUUUCAGCGACACUAUAAUACCGAUCAAAAAUUACGACGGUUCGAUCGGAAAUUACCGUCGAAACGUUUUAAAUUUAUAUUUUUUCGCAUCAGACAAGACGUACAACGAAUACUACAAUACGUUUUUCGUCAUCGAGGCGUUGUUUAUUGCUGGUUUAGUUAUAAUUUACUUAUUGUUCGACAUACUUUUGGUGACACUGUGCUUGGGAAUAUGCUGUCAGAUACAAAUGAUUUGCUCUGCCUUCGAAUCGAUUUACCAUAGUUCACCUAGUGAUCUUCAUUCCUUUGAAAUUGAUAACAACGAUGAAAAACAGAUUAUAUCCAACGAACGUGAUUUAAUAUAUGAUCAAUUAAUAACAAUUAUAAUAAACCAUCAAGCAGUUAUUAACAACAAACUCAUUUUACGCGUGCUACAAGAUGUGGAUCGUCAUUUACCGUUCGAACGACAUUUGGGACUGCCUUUCAAUCACGAGGUACGAUUUUACGUCGCUAAGCAACAGGAAGCGAAUCGGACAUGGCAUACUGGAUCGUUGGCGGGCGCGUUCGGUCUGGUACACCAGCUUGUUGGCCGGCUUGUAUUUUUCGACGAUGGUAAUUUACAUGGGAAUUUCUCUGGCAUUCUGUAA
Messenger RNA from Acyrthosiphon pisum (pea aphid), 1090 nucleotides. RefSeq lists its product as uncharacterized. Gene Ontology annotation, molecular function: olfactory receptor activity; odorant binding. Gene Ontology annotation, cellular component: membrane. The record is from RefSeq and is a predicted model, not a curated record. Gene Ontology annotation, biological process: sensory perception of smell. Lineage: Eukaryota; Metazoa; Arthropoda; Insecta; Hemiptera; Aphididae. The coding region runs from base 5 to 1090 and encodes 361 amino acids. The transcript is spliced from 3 exons.